This is a messenger RNA of Salarias fasciatus (jewelled blenny), 3852 nucleotides long. Its product is annotated as catenin delta-1. NCBI's taxonomy places the organism in Eukaryota, Metazoa, Chordata, Actinopteri, Blenniiformes, Blenniidae. The transcript is spliced from 22 exons. Gene Ontology annotation, cellular component: nucleus; adherens junction; plasma membrane. The record is from RefSeq and is a predicted model, not a curated record. Gene Ontology annotation, biological process: cell-cell adhesion. Gene Ontology annotation, molecular function: protein binding. Bases 266 to 3028 code for a protein of 920 amino acids.
AUAGAAAACUCGGUGAUGUCGCUUCGUCUUUAACGAGCUUGACCCAGAACCAGGGGAAGGAGGGGAGAAGAGGGAAGAAAACACGAAAAAGACGGAAUAGCGUGGAAGGGGUCGGGUCAGGUUUUACCGAGAGCAGUCCACUCCUUCUUGUUUCUGGGCUUGGUGGUUCGGCGACCUUCCACACAUGAGCAACUAGAGCAGCCCCUUUGACCUCUGCGUGAUCGCUCACCUCUUCCACCAAGCCACGCCCACAGGUGAAGUGUGUAUGGAGCAGUGUGAGAGCGCAGCAGCUCUGCUGGAGUCGGUCAGGGAGCAGGAGGUGCAGUUUGAACAGCUGACCCGGGCGCUGGAGGAGGAGAGGAGGAGAGUGGGCCUCCCUGCCACCAGCCCCUCUGCCCUGGGUCGCCCACUCCCUCACAUGCAGAACGGGCGUUUAGGUGAUGCAGACAUAGAAAGGCUGAAACUGACUGACUCAUAUAUAAACGGCACACAGUACAGAAUGGUGGACCCUGCACACGGCGCUCUUGAUGAGAGCUAUACGCCUGAGGAUGAUUCCCAUGAAGUGCACUCGGUCUUCUCUGAGGAAGGAACCACACGGCGGAUGGAUAACGGGAUGAAGAAACCAAUCUCUCGCACCGUGCUGCCCUCUGACUCCAUGUCCAUCGAUGGAGGCAUGACGAUGCCCGGUAUGGGCAUGUACAGCGCCACACUUGACCGGCCCUACAGGCCGCCUGGUGGCGGAGACUACCCCACUGCCACCGUACCUAGAAAUUACCACUAUGGACCAGUGGGCGGCUACGACGACUACCGGGGAGGUCCGCCAUCUGAGGCAUACACCAGUCUAAGCAGGGGCUCACACAUGGACGAUCGAUACAGGCCGGUUGAUGGCUACAGAACCCUGGACUCCGGUUACCGGGCCCCAAGCCGUCAGCAGAUGGACCCGUAUGCAGCACAGCCCCAGGUGAGCCGUGGAAUGAGGGGCAUGGGCUCGGCGAUGGACAUGCGGUAUGGCCACGGCCCCUACGGUUUGGAGGAUGAUCAGCGCAGUGUGGGAUAUGACGACUACGGUAUGGGGCCUCCGCCUAUGCACCCCGGAGGCUACGGUACCAUGCCGCGCCUCGGGGCGGGCCCCGGGGGCAUGGACAGACGACGGCUCAGGAGUUGUGAGGACACUCUGGACGGGGACAUGGGAGGAGUCGACCCUUAUGCUUGGGGCGUUCCCAUGACGAUGGAGAGGGGGAGCAUGGCUUCCUUGGACAGUACAUUGAGAAAAGCUCCUCCCACCUCAUGGAGGCAGCCGGAGCUGCCAGAGGUCAUUGCCAUGUUGAACUACCGUCUGGACCCUGUCAAGACCAACGCUGCUGCCUUCCUCCAGCAUCUCACUUUCAAAAACGACAAGGUCAAGUCAGAGGUGCGUCGCCUGAAGGGCAUCCCAGCCCUGGUGUCGCUGCUCGACCACCCCAGUAAGGAAGUGCAUCAUUCAGCCUGCGGGGCGCUAAAGAACAUUUCGUAUGGGCGGGAUCCUGACAAUAAGAUCGCCAUCAAGAACUGUGACGGAGUGCCUGCUCUGGUCAGGUUAUUGAGGAAAACUCGCGACCAGGACCUCACCGACACCAUCACAGGCACCUUGUGGAACCUCUCGUCACAUGAUUCAGUGAAGAUGGAGAUUGUGGACCACGCCCUGCACGCCCUCGCUGAUGAAGUGAUCGUUCCACACUCGGGCUGGGAAAGGGGGAGCAACGGAGGAGGAGGGGAAGAAAGCUGCAAACCACGCCAUCUGGAGUGGGAGACCGCCUUGACCAACACUGCUGGCUGCCUUAGGAAUGUGAGUUCAGAGCGCAGCGAGGCCAGGCGAAAGCUGAGAGAGUGCUCGGGGCUGGUGGAUUCACUCAUGUACAUCGUCCAAUCACAGAUCAACCGCAAAGAUGUGGAUAAUAAGUUGGUGGAGAACAGCGUCUGCCUCCUGAGGAAUCUGUCCUAUCAGGUUCACCGUGAAGUCCCCGGCUGUGAGCGCUAUGCGGAGACCAUGCCCAUCGGCCAGGGCCCGGCUCCGGCCAAAGGUGGCUGCUUCGGCUCUCGAAAAGGCAAAGAUGAGUGGUUUUCCAAAGGAAAGAAAGAUGGAGACGAUGGAAGCGGAGAUCAGGUUGACAUUCCAAAGAGGACAACGCCUGCAAAAGGUUUUGAGCUGUUGUUCCAGCCGGAGGUGGUUCGAGUUUACACGUCGCUGCUCAGAGAGAGCAAAAACCCCUCGGUGCUCGAGGCUGCCGCUGGUGCUGUUCAGAACCUGUGUGCCGGCCGAUGGACCUACGGACGGUACAUCAGAGCCACCGUACGUCUAGAGAAGGGUCUCCCCAUGAUGGCGGAGCUCCUGGCCCAUGGCAAUGAUCGGGUGGUUCGCGCAAUGUCUGGGGCACUGAGGAACCUCGCCAUCGACAACCGCAACUGUGAAUUACUCGGUUUGCAUGCAGUACCUCACCUUGUUGCCAACCUGCCCGGUGGGCAGAGUCAGUCUGGACGCACUCUGUCAGAGGAGACGGUUGUUUCUGUGCUCAGCACGCUCGCCGAGGUGCUGGGCAACAGUCUGGAGGCUGCGAAGACCCUCCGAGCCUCACAAGGCAUCGAGAGACUGGUGCUCAUCAACAAAGACGGCAAGCGCUCCGACCGCGAGGUGCGGGGCGCGGGCCAGGUGCUGCAGCUGGUCUGGGCUCACAAAGAGCUGCGGCGUCCUCUGGAGAAGGACGGCUGGAAGAAGACGGACUUCAUGGUCAACCUGAACCCCAGCAACAGCACCACCAAUGGGCCCAGCAGCCGAGCUAACGGCACCUAUGAAGACAGCACCACCCCCUUACUGGACAGAGGGGAAAAGAGGGACAUGAUUCCACUGAAUGACCUUGGCCCUGAAGCCUACUCUACACUGGACCAGAGGGAGCGGAGACACACUCUGGACGAGACCACAGACACUUUACCGCGAGGGGUGUAUGGGGGCAGAAAGGGCUCCCUGCCUCUUUUGGACUCCUAUGAUGGUUAGCCCUCCCCCUCCCCCUCUACCCCCCUCCUCUGCAUGUAACAGCAUGAAAAACUGAUAGUGUGCAUCACCCAGACUGGGCCGUCCCUGCCCUACCACUGCUACUGAGGAGAGAAGACCCACGUAUGCAGACUCUCUCCCUGUCGUCCCCUCCUCCGUCUCCCCCGUCUCCCGUCCCUCUCUUUCUCUUUUUGUCCCCACGCCGAUGGGAUCAGAAGAUGAGGGUUGGCUUCCAAAGAAACUAGUUGUGUGUGUGUGUGUGUGUGAUCCAACACACGCGUGUGCAGACUCGUACUCGCCUACUUUUUACAAACUCAUUCAACUGUAGCAAGAGAAAUAUGCUCCGUUUAUAAAUGUCUCUGUAAAGGCAAUCACCUUUGUUGACAAUCAUUUAAUUCUGGUGUUGUCAUCCUGCUUUUUUUACUUUACUUUAUUCCUUUUUGUUUUGUUUUUUUUCUUGCUACCAUCAACAUUUCUGGUAAAAAAAUUUUUGUCAACGUGUUGCUGCCAACACCCGCAUCCUGAUGACUUUGUAUUUAGACCUGUGCGUAGGAUAUUAUAAUGUAUAUAAAAAAGAUGGGAUGACUGCAUUAGUUUUGGCUCAUUAAUUUAAAUUCCCCCCCCCCCCCCCCCCCCGUGCUGGGACCGUCGGGAGGCCGGGACGCAGACUGACAGACCGCCCUGUAGAUUGAGAAUGUUGUUUAUAUCGGAGUUAUUUUCCUGUCUAGAGUUAUUUUCUCUCUGUUUGGACGAGCACAGGUGUUGGGAGAGGGCAGGUGUGUGUAUAUUUGUCAUACGGUGAACCUGUGACUGUGUGCGCGCGAGUG